AUGGAGAGCACCAGAGUGUUCGUGGGUGGUCUCCCACCCACAUGCUCCAAUGAUCAGCUUAAAAAACAUUUUGCUACUCGCUUUCAAGUCACCGAUGCUCAUGUCCUACCUAAACGUAGGAUGGGGUUCGUCGGCUUCAAGAGCCAUGAAGAUGCUCAACAAGCUGUGAAACACUUCAACAAGACAUUCAUGAAGAUGUCAAAGAUCGCUGUAGACAUCGCUCGUCCGAUUGAUUCAAAUGACGCCGAAGAUGCUCACCCCACACGAAGACGUGAUACCACGAAUGCUAAUGAUGCAUCGUUGGAUUACAACCUCAAGCGCAAGAGGGACGGCGAAAACAAAUCAGACCCUAAGCUACAAGAGUACCUCUCUUUAAUGGGAUCGUCAUCAAAGACUCGGACAUGGGCCAAUGAUGAUGAGAUGAUCAAGCCGUCUGUGGACACUGUUCCCGUUAUUAACCAAUCCGCGCAGGAAGAAGAGGAGGAGUUACAAGAGUUGCCUUCACACCCGAAAAAAGCAAAGAUAGAGAAAGCACCAGCGGUAACAGAGCCUGAGCAGCCUGAGACAAUGGUCGUUGACAAGAUUGAGGAAGAGGAGGCUCAAGAAACACCAGAACAGGACAACUCUGCGGAGCCUGAAGCGGAGGCUGCCCCUGUAUCUGAUGCAGAUUGGCUACGGUCCAAGACGAGUCGUCUGUUGGGCCUUCUCGAUGAGGAAGAGCAAGAUGAGUUUGAUCAGCACAAGGCUGUCGCACCCACUACUGCGCCGACCAGAGCUGCCUCACCACCUUCUUCGUCUGGCGAUAAGUCGCCGCGGCGUGACGAGGAAUCGCGCACUGCGGCCAUUGAGAAAAUUGCGCCCAACACGACUGACGUUGAGAACAGCACCGAGGCAACGCCGGUAGAUCCGAAUAUUGAUCUUAUUCGGAACUCCGCUCGUUUGUUCCUCAGAAACCUUGCAUACGACACAACAGAAUCGGAUCUCCAACCGAUCUUUGAACGGUUCGGGAAGAUUGAAGAGAUUCAUGUUGCUUUUGACACCCGUUCCACAACCAGCAAAGGCUUUGCUUAUGUGCAAUACACCGAUGCUGAUGCGGCCAUUGAUGCCUACCAGACCCUUGAUGGAAAGCAUUUCCAGGGUCGUCUGCUCCAUAUCUUGCCGGCUUCUGCGAAGAAGACCUACAAGAUUGACGAGUACGAAUUGUCAAAGCUUCCUCUCAAAAAGCAAAGGGAGAUCAAGCGGAAACAAAAUGCCGGUUCAUCUUCAUUCAGCUGGAACUCCCUAUACAUGAACGCCGAUGCUGUGAUGUCAUCAGUGGCCGGAAGGCUCGGAGUCUCCAAAUCAGAACUGCUUGAUCCCACCUCUUCAGAAGCCGCCGUGAAGCAAGCACAUGCUGAAACGCAUGUGAUUCAAGAAACGAAAGCCUACUUUGCCUCCAACGGGGUAAAUAUUGAUGCUUUCAAGCAGCGUGAACGUGGGAAUACGGCUAUUUUGGUCAAGAACUUCUCAUAUGGUGUCACCUCGGCGGAACUCAGGAAUCUGUUCGAUCCAUAUGGAAAGAUCAUCCGAUUGUUGAUGCCUCCGAGUGGCACCAUUGCUAUUGUGGAGUUUGCGCAGCCUGACGAGGCCCAGAAGGCUUUCAAGGGCAUGGCAUACCGCAAGAUGGGUGAUUCCAUCUUGUUCCUGGAGAAGGCACCGAAGAAUUUGUUCGAUGGUUCAGCGGUUCCACGCGCACUUGCUCCAGAGACUCGGGGCAAGGAUCAAGGGUUCUCAACUGCGGACACAUUCGCCGCAGAUGAGCCUGAUGACAGCGUAGCAACCACAACACUCUUCGUAAAGAACCUCAACUUCUCAACCACCAAUGAGAAGUUCCUGGAAGUGUUCCGAUCUCUGGAUGGCUUUAUUACCGGUCGGGUCAAGACCAAACCCGAUCCCAAGCGACCAGGACAGACCCUCAGUAUGGGAUUCGCCUUUGCGGAUUUCAAAACUAAAGGUCAAGCUCAGGCUGCUAUGACAGCUAUGAACGGCUACAAGUUGGAUCAGCACGAGCUUCUCAUUCGUGCAUCCCACAAGGGCAAGGACGCUGCCGAGGAGCGAAGACGCGAAGAUACCGCGAAGAAGGUUGCGGCGCGCAGAACAAAAAUCAUCAUCAAGAACUUGCCGUUCCAGGCCACCAAGAAGGAUAUCCGAUCCCUAUUCGGGGCUUACGGACAACUUCGGUCUGUGCGUGUUCCUCAGAAGUUCGAUCACACUGCUCGUGGUUUCGGUUUUGCAGACUUUGUAAGCGCUCGCGAAGCGGAGAAUGCCAUGGACGCGUUGAAAAACACGCAUCUCCUGGGGAGACGAUUGGUUUUGGAGUUCGUGAACGAGGAGGCCGUCGAUCCCGAGGAGGAGCUCGCGCGUUUAGAAAAGAAGGUAGGAGAGCAGAUGGACAGGGUCAAACUUCAACAGCUUACUUCUGGCGCCGGGCGCAAGAAAUUUACUGUAGGAGGGCAGGAGGAAGAGUGA
Molecule: messenger RNA, 2508 nt
Organism: Penicillium concentricum
Lineage: Eukaryota; Fungi; Ascomycota; Eurotiomycetes; Eurotiales; Aspergillaceae
Gene: mrd1
Product: RNA-binding ribosome biosynthesis protein MRD1
Exons: 4
Coding region: 1-2508 (835 amino acids)
Cellular component (GO): nucleus; cytoplasm; ribonucleoprotein complex
Molecular function (GO): mRNA binding
Source: RefSeq, a predicted model, not a curated record